UGUUGCUGAUGUUUCGCAAACAAGCCCAACGCUCGAUCGCUCCGUAGACCUACGGCUGCGGAAUAUCUUUCUCCACCGCAGUUGCUGAGUAGGUCUACAAUCGCUUUUUAUAGCUCAUAUCAUAACAUUUACGGCUGUGACAGGAGCAUAUGUUUCUCUCGGGCUAAUCGGCCAUUGGGAUAAACUCAAUGGCUAAGACAGAGGUCUCCUUCAAGGGACGUGUAACGGUGUAUUCGGUUAUUGGCUGCCCCCACUGUAUUCAAGCUAAGUCGUCUUUAAAGGAGCUAGGAUUGCCGGUGUGUGAUGUGGACAUAAAUCAACACAGUGAAUUGAGGGAUGAAGUAAAGAAACGGACUGGUCGUAGCACUGUCCCCCAGAUAUUCGUCAACAAUGUCCAUGUGGGAGGCAACGAGGAUCUUCAAAACCUGGCUCCCGAAGAGCUUCAGCGUUUGGUUGAAAUGGUGAGGGAUCAGCCAGUUCCUGAAGACGCUCCUGGUUUACCUGUACAGGGCCUCGGUUCAACGGAAAGUGAAGAGUUUGUGUGUGAGAGGGAUGCUUUUGCCGACUUGGUAGAGGAGUUCAAGGGCAGCGGGGUGAUCCGCAGUCACAGGAAGGGGGUGAGGGUGUUCAGGAACAGCUUCGCUGGGACAGAGCUGGUGGACUGGCUGCAGAGAGAGAAGGGCAUGGAAAGACCGAAGGCAUGUGAAGUUGGACAAAGUGUAAUGUCCAGGAAGUACUUUUCGUCUGUGGCAGCAGGAGUGGAUGGUUUUGAGGACAGUAGUGCCUUGUUCAGGCUGCUAGAGCAUGACCCCAACGCUGCACUCAACUCAGGAGAAAUGGCAGCUUGCAGUCCCAUGAAGGCCUCUGAGCUGUCGGAGAUCCUGAGGAACCUAAUCUUGAAGCUUUUUGCCAACCACUUGUCUUCUGAUGGCAAGUCUGUGGACUACAAGGCCAUGUCCCGGAGUCCUAGCUUUGAGCAAUACUGUGACCUGGCCGUGCAGCUGCAGCGUGUGGAGCUGGACUCCCUCAGUCGUGAGGACAAACUAGCCUUCUUCAUCAAUGUUUACAAUGCACUGGUCAUACAUGGCAACGUCAGCUUGGGCUUCCCCAAGAACCUGUGGCAGCGCUAUCGGUUUUUUAACUAUGUAAGCUACCUCAUUGGCGGGGAGGUGUUCACUCUUCAGGAUAUUGAGAACGGAGUGUUGCGAGGCAACAGGAAGGGUAUGGCACAAAUCCUGAAACCCUUCUCAAAAAGUGACCCCAGGCUUAAGGUGGCCCUUCCUCAACCCGAGCCUCUCAUUCACUUUGCACUGAACUGCGGCGCCAGAGGCUGCCCUCCUAUUAAAACAUACACUGCACAGGGAAUAGAUAGUCAACUGCGCACUGCAGCAGAAGCUUUCCUGGAGAAUGAUGAUGGAUGUCUGGUUGAUGCUGGCCAGGGAGAGGUGAAGCUCAGCCAGAUAUUCAAGUGGUACAAGGCGGACUUCGGGGACACAGAUGAAAAGAUGCUGCACUGGAUACUAAACCACAUGGGCGACUCAUCAAAAAAAGACAGCUUGCAAAACCUCUUGUCAUCAGGAUCGGUCAAAGUGAGCUACUUGCCAUAUGACUGGACGCCCAACAGCACAGACUGAGACUGAGCCACCGUUAUAUGAAGAGCUCUUUUCCAAAACGCUAUAUCCACCAUUUUUGACUUUUUGCAUUUUAAUAUUGGAAUUGACUGUUAAGAAGUCAUAUCAUCUAUAUGUGAAUUCUUGCCAUUCAUAUGUUUUGAGAACAUACUUUUAAAACCUCUCUAAUAUGCAUUUUGCAAUGCAAUUCAAUGGAAUUCCCAAUACAAAAAUGUCAAUUUUCCAACAUUCUAUAAAAUAGAUAUAUCUCAUUUUGGAAAAGAGCUCUUCAUAUUUUAACAAAUGAAGAACAGGCCUCUGCUUGUGUUUAGAGAUGCCUUUUGUUUGUCUUUCUACUGUACCACACUUGACUAUGCAUUUAGCGGUUACACUUUAUUUGAUGCCGUUUUCAUAAUAGUGUCAUGACAGUGUCAUCAAUGAGCCAUAAACAUGAUUUAAAUGCCAGAAACGUUUUAUGGUCAUGAAAAGUUGACAUUGUUAGGGCUGUCUUCACCAUUACCGAAUGUCACUUAAUGGCAAAGUCAUAAAAUGUUUAUGACAUGGACAUAAUGUUUAUGAAUUAUGACACUUGCAUGACUGCGUUAUGACACUGUUAUGACACGAUUAUGUCAUACGUAUGACACUGGCGUCCAGUAAAGUGUUACCCAUUUAGCUUAUCAGGGACGCUUCAACCCUGCAGCAUGAGACAAAUAGGACUGCUGUAUUAGAUAGAGGGGAAAAAAAGUUUUUUAUUUGGAAUAAAUUAAUCUUUAUGAUAUGCAAUUUUACAAAAAUAUUUUAUUCAAAUAAUAUAAUCAUUUUGCAUACACCUAUAAAGUGCUAUGAUAUUGAUGAGAGACUACUAUAUGUACUGUAUGUCAGACACUUGACUUAAGAGGUCAACUGUUUGAACAAGUUUCAAAGAGUCAAAAAAGUUCCUGGAUUUAGUAAAUUUACUCAGAUACACUGGAUAAACUAUGAAAUAAAAUUUCUUCAAUGUUGCUGUU
This is a messenger RNA of Engraulis encrasicolus (European anchovy), 2617 nucleotides long. RefSeq lists its product as uncharacterized. The record is from RefSeq and is a predicted model, not a curated record. The transcript has 10 exons. Gene Ontology annotation, biological process: cell redox homeostasis; intracellular signal transduction. The coding region runs from base 189 to 1634 and encodes 481 amino acids. Lineage: Eukaryota; Metazoa; Chordata; Actinopteri; Clupeiformes; Engraulidae. Gene Ontology annotation, molecular function: electron transfer activity.